AUGGGUUUUGACGACGAAACUCGUGAUGACUUCGACGCAAUAUAUGCUCCCGUCGGGAGCUAUGGAACUGCUCGGAUGCAUCUGUCGCACGCGGUCGACAGAAAUUUGGAGCUGAUUCAACUGGACAUGGCGAAUGCAUUCCUCAACGCGAAACUCGACGGCCCUGUCUUCAUGGAACAACCUGAGUUCUACAACAACGGAAUAGAUCGAGUCUGCAUGCUGAAGAAGAAUCUCUACGGACUGAAGCGGAGUCCACUGCUGUGGUAA
This is a messenger RNA of Closterium sp. Yama58-4, 267 nucleotides long. The record is from the annotation of a GenBank genome assembly. Lineage: Eukaryota; Viridiplantae; Streptophyta; Zygnematophyceae; Desmidiales; Closteriaceae.